GCCGGUUCCUCGGGCCGGCCUGGCGUGUUGGGCCUCGCGGUGUCCAUGGUGACCGCAGCCGCCGGCCAGCGCUGGGUCUCGUGGUGCGGGGCCAGCCGGCAUGUACGACCGGGCUCCGCGGGGGCUCACUCGGCCCGCGGCCGGCACCGAGGCUCAUGUGGGGCCCGGUUCCUACCAGCUGCAGCCCGGGAACCAGCAGAAAGCAGAUGGCUAUGCUCCAUUUCUUUCUUUGACAACUCGAGACUCUGCAUUUACUAUUCCAAAUGCUGAGAUUGAUGUUCCAGGACCAGGACGCUAUGAUAUUUCCAAAGUGCAGAAUAAUAUAAAAGGUGGUAAGAGUCCACAGAACAAAGAAAAACGUUUCAAGGAGAUCAGUACAGACACUCCAGGACCUGGAAGCUAUAACCAACCUCCUGCAGUGGAGUUAGAGAUUAAUAACAGGAAGCAGAAAGAGCCUAAAGAACAUAUUCAACUGAGGACUGCUGGCAGUAUAAAAGUGUACCGAAAAGUGGAUGGUCCCUCUAUCCCUUCUCCAGGCAAAGCAUUUGGGUAUGAAGAAGCUGAGGAUGGCACUCUUAUUAAACAAUACCCACCUCAAAGAGAUGUGACAUUAGGCCCAGCAUACUAUCAACCAGUAAUUAAUGGUACGUAUUCUGCCAUGAAGUAUAAAGGAGUACAUUUUGGUAAUUUAACAGGAAAACGUAGUGAAUUUAAGGCUCAAGCAGGGCCUGGACCUGGAGAGUAUGACACAACUCAGGAAAGUGCACUGCAUUAUUGGAAUGUCAACAUCAAAAAGGAAGACAAGAAAAAAUAUGAACCCUAUGUCCCACGGUAUCAUGAAGUAAUAGUAUUACAGGAAGAAAAGAAGGGUGUUCCAGGACCUGGACAAUAUGAAAUAAAAAGUCAGUUUCAGAAGGUGGAGAAUAUAGCACAGAAUGGAAAUGAAGUUCCACGUGCUCCUUUUCUUUCACAGUCCAAAAGGUUUGUACAUGUGAAAUCAAUCACCCCAGCUCCUGGUACAUAUAAUGAACCACGCUCAGCUCUUGAAUCCUUGAAUAAAACAUCAGGAAUGAAAAAGAUCCCAUUUGGUCAAACUACAGUUCGGUUCACUCAAGACUCCAGGCUAGAAAAAACACCAGGUCCAGCUUUCUAUAAUAUUCUCAACUAUAGUAUUGAAAGAGAGAAUUUUAAAAAAGCUUACUUGGAGAGUACAAAGAAAGGAGCAUUUGGAUCUUCAGCACCUCGACCUCUAUAUGUUUUUAAGAGGGGAGCUUUCUGUACUCCUGGACCAGCUGAUUAUCAGGGCAAAAGGAGCACCGAAGAAUCACAUAAACAACAUAAGCAGUUACCUGUUUUCUUGUCAUCAACAGAAAGAACUCCAGUAGUUGCCAUGGAUACAUACUUCCACAUAGUCAUCCAUCUGGCCAGUGGGAAGUACUUGACGUUCACAGUGGGGUCCAACCAUUAUCAAUACAAAAUGGAUUCUCCAUUUCAUGAAAUGCCUGGCAAUAGUGCCUGUACACCUCAGAAGGAAGAACACUGAUGUCUAUCCUUACCUGGAUGAUUGACUGAUCAAGUGCAGAUUCCAGCAGGAGACAAGAGCAAGCCUUCCUCUUCUAAAUGGUAGGCCACAUGAUGGACUAUGAAAAAGAUCAUCUGUUAUGCCAUCACAGAUGAUAGAAUUCAUAGGAGCUCUGAUUGACUCCAGCUCGGAAAGAGUAUACCUUCCCAAUGAAGAUUUCUAUUGAUGCAAUUGCUAGUGUUAACGGGAUAGAGUAAAAGUUGACUAUGGUGUUAUUGCCAUGUCUGGGGCUGCUUGGCCAUAUGUUUGCUUGCAUAUACAUGGCAGUACUUGCCAGACUUCACCUGCGACAUCUUCACCUCUGCCUCAGGUCAGUCGAUUCCCCAGGAAAACAUCAGAUGAACAAGAAGGCUUUGGUCUCACCUCACGUUGUUGCAGAACUAGGAUGGCAAAAGAAACUCAGAAACAUGCAUGGAGGGGUACCACUCUCGGAACUCUCAUUGACAAAAACUUUGUGGAAAUAUCUGGCACAGGUUGAGAAGUCCAUUGGGACCAUCCACAAAUGCAAGAGACUUAGGACCCAGAAGUUAUAAGGUUCCACAUCAAAUUCCUGGUGCUCAGAGCCACUAAAAUAGCCUGCAGAGCCUUCCUCCAUAUUCUUCAAAACUCCACUGUGCAAAUACUGACAGAGGACCCAUCUGCAAUGAAAUACAUAAGAAAACAAGGGGGCACAUAUUCAUCUUCCCUUUGUCUGGAAGCUGUGCCAGAACUUUUGUUCCAAGGGGGCCAUGAACCUGGUGUUGUUUCUAAAAUGCUUUCCUUCUGUAGUGGUCUCAAGGCAUACUAUAUACUUUUUCACCAAUCUCCUUGUUCCUCAGAGUAAUUUUGAAGAUGAGAAGAGACAAAGGCGUGAUCUUUUGGUGGCUCUGUAUGGGCCUACACAGUUUUGGCUGACAGACUUGCUGAACAUUUCUAUUCAGUUCCAGUCUAGCUCCCAGACUGCCUGGACCCCACAGACAAAUAUUCCAUCCAGACCUGAAGUUGCUGCACCUGAUGGCAUCGCUCUUGUCUGGCUAAGUACUACAGACAGAGGCUGCUUCAGGUCCAGGAAAUCCUGUUACAAGGCAGGAAAAUGUCAGCCAGAAGAACCCAUUCAUCUAAAUGGAAGAACUUCUCUCUAUGGGCAGUCCAGCAUGAUCUUCACCUUGUCCCGGCCUUGAUACCUGUUGGACUUACAAUAGAUCUGAGGGAACUGAUGGAGGGACAUGGCUGCCUUGUACUUUAUGGCAGCACACGGAGGCACAUGGCACAUGUAUGGCCCUGAUUUUAAUUAAAAAUAAUUAAAUCUUGUGCACAUGAGGUGCAUGC
Messenger RNA from Mauremys mutica (yellowpond turtle), 2890 nucleotides. RefSeq names its product sperm tail PG-rich repeat containing 2 (gene STPG2). The transcript is spliced from 11 exons. NCBI's taxonomy places the organism in Eukaryota, Metazoa, Chordata, Testudines, Geoemydidae. The record is from RefSeq and is a predicted model, not a curated record. Bases 101 to 1543 code for a protein of 480 amino acids.